AUGGCGCUCCUCAACCCGACCUUCGUCUUCGGCCUCUUCGUCCUGCUAUAUAUCUCGUCCUUUGUACUCUUCGCCGUUCUUCGCAUUCUGACCGGCAUAUCGAUACAGCGGAUCGGCUACUUCUCCCUGCGGCGCCUGGCUUACACUCCAAGGGAUGGCGUUAAGUUCGAGAUCCGCGGCCUCGGGCUCCAUGUACACCGCCCAACCUUUUCGCAGCCAACAUGGCUAAGCAUUGUCGUCAGCGAGCUUGUCGUCACUCUCGACAUUAAGGAGCUAGACGGCCAGAAAUUGAACGCAUCGGGACCCGACGAGAAUGAGGACGCCGGCAGUCGAAAUGGGAUCGGCGACCCUCUCAAAGCCGUACCAAAGCUCCCGCCUUCGAGGAGAGGGACCUUCGAUGCUCGUAGCGCCACUUGGAAGCAGCUUACCAAAGCGAAGGAGCGUCUAAAGAAAUUACACCGCAAUGUUCGCUGGAUACGAAUGGUCGAUGUCGUAGCAACAGAUUCUGCUGUUCAUGUGGUGGAUGUGGGCAAAGUUGAAUUUGGGAGCUUCACAAUCGCUUUGGAUACGAGACGCCGACUCGUCGAUCGCGCCCGAUUUUUCUUCCAGUCCAGGGCAGAGAAGCGGCUCCAGAAACAACCUGCUGAAUGGAUCGUGACUUUGAAGAGUAUUCUUUUUACCGCCAAAGGUGGCGAGGCUAUCGAAGUUCUUGAUAGCGCCACCUUAAACGUCCACGGGUUUUUGUACGAUAAUAUGGACGGCCUUCGAGAUGCUGCUAUCGCAUUGAAAUUUGGCCGAGUGCAUGUGCCCUACGACGAUAUUCAAUUUUGUGUUGAGGCGUCUAAAAGGCUACGGCGGCGGCAUGCGAGCUUUCACAAGCAGGCAUAUUCAAUUGAGAUCCCUGUUAUGGGUCAGAGUUCCCUGGAUAAUGUCAUCCGAGAGAUAGAGGAACCCGGUAGUACAGACUCAGACCUGAUGCAGACUGUCUCUGAUUCCAAAGAGUUUGUAAGCUCUAUCCUUCGUGGUAUCAAGGAGGUUCAAUUCGCAGUGAGCUUCGUCUCUCUCACAAAGAAGGUACACACUGUCCAGUCGACUGGCUCACCUCUGCUACUUAAUGCAUCAAUGAAGGAGGUUGGCAUUGACUUGCACCGACUGGAUCCCAAGUCCCCGGCGCAUCGCAUGUAUUUCCCAUCUAAUGCUAUAGCGCACGAGGCUUUGGCGGCAGCCCUCUCUAUAUCCAUUGGACUCGAUGAUGGCCAAGGCAAACCAGAAAGAAUAGUGUAUGUGCCAAUGGCUACUACAACUAUGAAAACCACAUUGCCAUCGAAGACAGUUGAGCUGUCAGAAGAUAGAAGCGCCGAAGAAAGAAAUGCCAACAUUCUUUUUGCCAACUCCGUUGUUACCUCACCCAGUGUUGAUUUAGACCCUAAACGUCUUCCUGUGCUGCUCGCCCUCCUCCAGCCCAAACCCAAGCCUCCAAAAGUGCGCUCACCACAUAGACACAGACUUAUUUCUCGGCUCCUUCCUAAGGCUAACAUCAAAUUUUCGAUGCACGAACCGGUUCUCAGGAUAGCAUUGCCCCCAGUUCAGAAGACAGACGAUCACGACGAUUUCGAUCUUAUUAUUUCGUCUAUUUCAUCUAUUUCGAUAGAUCUCGAGUCUUUUCACUCUGCUGUAGAAGACGUGCAUUAUUCGUUGGCUUCGUCGAUGCGCAUACAAACCCACCAUCUAUAUUACCAGACAACACAGGGCAAUCGCUUUGAUCUUAUUGACACAGAUUCUUUUGACCUCAAAGUACAGUUAUCAGCAGCACCUGAUGUUCAUGUUGUCGCAAAUGGCCAUCUUCAAACAUUCGCCAUUCGAAUGACGCGACCCGAAAUCACCAAAGGCAUACGUCAGAUCAUUCGACAACUCAAACUCAAAGUUGAACCUGACAAGCGCGCGGGCUCGAAAACGCUGAGGCCACGGAACAUCUUACGAGCUCUACCACAGUGGUUCCUACACUUUUCAGUUCAAGUAGACGAUUUCAGUGCCGAAAUAACAGGUGUUGAUAAUGAUUUUCCUGGAACCACGCGCGGCGUAGUCCUCCAGGUAGAUACAUGGUCAGCUGAAUAUCGAGCCCAGAGGAUAAAUCAUGCACGACAGCGGCCUGUGUCCAGAAGACGAGCAGCAAGCCGACCAUUAGUACCUGAUCCAGAUAUAUUAAACUCUGUAUCCGCACCAUCGUCUCCCCGUAAAAAGCCGCAGCAUGAUGGAGAUGGACGGCGGAUUGCAAUCCAUAUCAGGGGUCUGGAGGCUUUUGUGAUGGAAGCGCCCGACAAAUGGGAAGUUGAGCCAUUUAUUCACAUGCCUCGCUUCGAGGUUGCUUUCUCAACCCACAGUGAUUCGCACAGUCCAAUUCUUCAUGUUCAGUCCCAUUUGCGCAGCCUCCUUAUUCAAUACUCGCUUUUUCGCCAUUAUUCGGUCGGCGUUGCUAUCAUGGUUCUGCGAAGGGCAUUUGCGAAAGAUCCUCAGGAUUUAACACCGUUGAGCCCACGACAUAAUCAGAUUCCCGUUACACUAUUGAACCCCGCGUCACCAUGGCCGGGAAGUGCAGAUGCAUCUCCAAAGUCUGUCAAAGAGGUGGUAACAGUUGAUUGCAAGGCUACCUUGAUCCAAGUCAAGGCCGAAAUGCCAGCUGAUCCUCCACUUAUGAUGCAAAUAUAUGGCAUGGAGGCUGGCCGCCAACGUUGGUUACCUCCAUAUUUCGCCUCAAAGUUGAUACGUCUGUAUGCUGGUGCUCCUAGAAUGUUAGGCGUUUGGGCUCGGGUUGCAAGCAUAAAAUCAUUCCGCUUAGACUACCGAGAAUCACGAAAAAAGUCAUCCAAUGGAAGCUUUCAGGAUGACAGGAUGGUUGACGUUGUGACAGAGGCUAUCAGGCUUGCUGUUCCUCACGAGCUCAUCAUAAAUAAGAUCUCGGACAAUUUCAUUAAUGUCAUUAAAGCAAGCCAGCAGCUUCAUCAUCGGUUCAAGACCGGUACCAAUGAGUAUAUUCUCGAGAAACUGCCCGAAAAACCGAAGAAUGUUCCUAAAAUAUCCCUAAGGACUCGUAACUUGAUGCUCGAACUAGAGGACGGAGCGUUUGAGUGGAAGCUGGGCAUGAUAUACAGAGCCGGUCGCGUGGAACAACAGCAACGGAUUGCUCGUGAAGAUGCUUUCCAUGUGAAGGUAAAGAAAAUACAGGAAGAGGACUUGAGAAGAAAUCCAGCCCGUUUUCGCAAUCGCUCAGUGAUGACACGAGGUCGAGAUACAAACGGGAGUUCGUGGGGACGCAGCAAAAGUGAAGACCGCCUAACAAAGCAUAGUCGUGAUGAAAGAUCCCACAGUGAGGCUCCACGGAGUCGAAAUCCGCGGUAUAACCCGGAUGGUCUUCGUGAUAUGACAGGUAAUGCGCAUAUCACUAUACAAGAGGCGAGAACGAGACUACACGAACACAACGCACAAAGCUGGAAAAAGCGCAUAGACCGUCAUUUUCACUUGGCACGACAACAGAUUCACGACUCUCGGAGCUUGUUUUGGGGAAGUGACCAGGUUCCUGACGAUCUUGAAGACACAGAAAGAAUACUUGAGGUGCCUCAGCGGCCUGCACUCAUGGCUACAACUAUUCACGAGCUCCAUGUUCUCAUCGAUAAACCAUCCUUCCCAUUAAACGAGCUUCCGGAGUUUCUCCACCAAGUCGGUAAAGGGAUGCCAAAAAAUAUGCAGUAUUCGCUCCUCAUUCCAAUGAAUAUCCAGAUUGCAAUGGGCGAGGCAAAAGUCACUCUACGAGAUUACCCUCUCCCAUUACUUCAUGUUCCACCCCUAAGGCCCAGUCAGCCAUCUAAGUUCCCAGCAUUAUUUCUCAAAACAGAUUUUGUCAUAGCCGAAGAAUUUCGAGGCCACGAGGCUUCUCGAAGGAUAAGAGUUCAGAUCACCCCUCCUAACAAUCCGGAACCCGGUCUGCCGAAUGGUAGCUUUGCCAUAGAUGUGCGGCGUACUAUUGGCCCGGUCAAGUCAUAUUCCGAUAUGUAUGUGGAUCUCAACACAGCUGAUCCAACUCGGAUCACAUGGGGUCCUUCAUAUCAACCUGCCAUUCAAGACAUGAUGAUGGUUAUUGAAUCGUUUACAAAACCUCAGCUUGAUCCAUCUGAGCGUGUCGGAUUUUGGGACAAGAUCAGGUUGAAUUUCCACUCCCGGGUGAGGGUCGCAUGGAAAGCAGGUGGUGAUGUACAUCUUGCCCUGAAGGGUUCCAGAGAUCCAUAUGCAGUCAUUGGGAACGGCGCUGGAUUCCUGAUGUGUUGGCGUAAUAACGUCAAGUGGAAUAUUCACACAGAUGAUGACCCAAAGAAGUUCAUGACGGUAGAUAGUGGUGAAUACGUCCUUGCGGUACCCGAUUUCAGCCACCACGUCAGACGAGAAGCGCACAGGAUACACGAGGGUGACAGCGUUACCAGCGACUCUGAUUCUAAAUCCGAAGUAGCUUUCAAAAAAGUCAUCAUGAAGCUAUCAGGUAAUGUUCAGUGGAUGGCUGGACUUGUGUUUGAACGCGCUAUCGUCGAUGGAAAGCGAGACUUUAGUUUCAAACCACAUUAUGAUGUGAUAUUGAAAGCCCCGAUGUAUGCCAAAUCCGCUGAUGAGGGGAUUCCAUAUGAUGCCUUCCGUGGCUUCAGAAGUCAGCAUAUACAUCUUUCCGUUGCUGUUAAAGCACCAAUUGACCGGGAUUGGGCAUCAUCCGAAUCCCAGCCACCAACUAGGAGUUACAAUACCGUGCACCUAACUCCAAGGUUCUUCACUCACUUCUUCGCAUGGUGGUCACUUUUCAGUGGGCCUAUGUCACUCCCCAUUCGUCAAGGCUCUCUUUGGCCUGGAAGAGAAAAGAACAGUAAGAAGUUUGGAAGACAUUUGGGCACAAUCAAAUACAACCUUCUUCUUGCACCCUUGUUCCUGAGCCAUAUGUACAAGCAUAAAGACGCCGAGAACUACUCCGAGAAUGACGUGUCAGCCACAGGCAUCAAAGUCAGAUUUGAUAGCUUUAUGCUGGAUAUCCACCAGCGCCGUGAAGAGUUCAACACGCGAGCUGUUGAUGUAAAGUCUGCCAAAGCCAACAGUAGAACCACCGGGAUGAAAAUACAUGCUGCCCAACUUGAUCUUUUGUCAGCGGAUGUCCGUGCUGUUUCUGCUAGUAUCAGGGGCACCACAGCCGAGGCAGUAAAGAAGAAUUCGCUUUCAACCUUGUUUGCGCAACAAGAUCUAGAUGAUACCGCUGAUCUUUCACAUUUCACCAUCCCAGAUCGCGAUUUUAGCUGGAUUGAUAUGGACGAUUUUGUUGAGCUUGAUUGGAUUCUACCGUCAGAACCAAACCCGGACACUAAAAUUCUACCGCUCGCAUACUCUCCACGUGUAACUUAUUUCCGUCAAACCGACGUCGGGGGUACGAUCGACGGGGACCCGGACCGCACAAGUCCUUUCGGAAACGAGCCUACACAUUUUUGUAUCAUGAGGCAAGAUGACGAUCCUAGGAGAGUACAGUCCCAGCUAAUUCAGUCUCGGCUAGACCAAUUAGAUUUUCAAAUCAAAGACAACAUAGCGAACGUAGCCGAUGCUGAAUUACGAAUGAUCAGAGAUCCGGACGUUCGGCCUGAAUAUGAAAGCUUGCAUAAGCACACCAGCGUUCUGCGGGAUAAACGGUCAUUCAUGGAGUCUAUGUUGCAUCAAAUGGCAUAUAAAAUUACAACCAGCGAGCAACAGAAAACGUCCCGUAACGGCGACCAAUCUGACAAUAGCUCUAGACGCGUUACUGAGACCAGAGACGCAGGGUCAACGGUUCCAUCAGGAGCCGACUUCGCCAGCGAUUUCAAGAAUAGAUUUGUUGUUCACAACAUGCAUUUGAAAUGGAACAAUUUAUUACGAAACAUUAUCCUUCGGUACAGCCAUCAAGUCAGCCAACGACGAGGUUUUGUUUAUUAUCUGUCUCGGCCAGCUGUGAAGUUCAUCCUCGACAUUGUAGAAGAACAAACGAAAGCGAAGCAGAGCAACAAGACCAAAGCACCUACUCCCGCUUCCAACACUCCACAAACCGAUAGAUCCAACGGCCAAAGUGAUGAGAUAUGUGAUGAUAUAGAAUACCGAAUUAAACAGAUUCUGAAAGAUGGUCGAAAAUAUGUCAAUGCCGAAAGAACUAAUACAUCCGAAGCCACCAUUAAUGCCAAUAUGGAAGAUAUCACGGGUAGUAUUGCCGAAGAAUUUGCCCCUCAAAAUAGCUUUCAUGUUCGCCUUAUUGCACCACAAAUCCAGCUUCAAAGCGACAAAAACAAGAAGCAUGUCAUCCUAGUAACGGCUAAAGGGAUGGAACUCAAAGUUGUUGAAGUCAUGGAGAAAGCUAGAUUAUCAGAUUCUGUUAGUGGUUUGGUGCAGCGCCGGUUCCUGCUUCGUAUGGAUAGCGCACAAUUCUUCGUCACGCAUCAAAAAUGGUUUUUGAGCCAGAUUCUCUCAAAAUACUCCGGAAAUAAGUAUGGUGCACCUUCCGGCUCUUCUUGGCCACCAUGGGUCCCGAUGGAAAUGAUGUUUGAUUUUCAGUCAGACCCAUUCGGCUUUAAGCGGAUCGUACAGAAAACAUCAGCUAUGUUGAGAUACGACAAAUUCAACACACUUCGAUUGAAGUACAAUGAUGAAGUCAACAAUGUCGAAAGUGGCACUCCAUCUGUAGACAAUACGGAAAGCAGGAUGGACAACCUCUGGGUAGAGUUCCCUCAAGCUCGAGCGCUAUGUAACUCUUCUCAGUACUACGCUAUGUACGUCAUAGUGCUUGAUCUGCUUCUAUACAGCGAGCCUUUAGAGAAGACCAGGAGUGAGCGGCUAGAAAAGAUUAUGCUAGCAUCAGACUUCAGCGAUCUCCGAGGGACGCCUGAAAUGGUGACUAAACUACAAGAACGUAUUCGAAACCUCGAGGAGAUCAAAAGCCGGUUCCAAAUCCACUCCAAACACUUGGAUAGAAAGGGUUGGGAAGAUCGUCUGGUAUUAGAACGAGACCUUGCAGCCAGCGAGGACGAGCUGUUCUUCGUGAUGAAGGCUAUAACGUCAUCCCAGAGGAAGUAUGAUAGCUCUUUGCAAAGCAACGCACUUCUCAAAUGGACUAUCUCUGCCAGAGAAAUCGUUUGGCAUCUUAUUCAGGAUAACCACGAACCUUUGGUUGAACUUCAGCUUAAGGAUGUCGAAUAUGAUCGAACAGACAAUUCAGAUGGUUCACACAUCAACCUAAUGCAGAUUGGCAGGGUGAUCGGCCUAAAUCUAAUGCCCAACGCAAUUUAUCCCGAAAUGAUUGGCCCGUAUUUCGAGGAUGAGAAAGGCCGCGCAGCCGAUAUGAAAGACACACAAAUGAUCCGAGUGUAUUUCCACAUGUUGGAAGCUAUUGCAGGUAUUCCUGUAAUGGAUCACUUUGAGGUGAAUCUAUUUCCCAUGAAGAUACAACUGGAACGUGAAGUAGGCAAGAAACUAUUCCAGUAUAUUUUCCCCGAAAUGCAGGUUGCGGAAGCUACCAAGGGCAGCGAUGUAUCCGACGCGCCAUACAUUGCGAGAAGCAGUGAUUCCAGUAACGCCUUGGACACUUUGGAUGAAUCGAUGUCAGGAUCUGGAAGAUACGGCUCUGUAGGCUCUGAUAUAGAGUCACCUUUCAAUACGCGAGCUGGCUCAUUAGAACUCCGUCUGCGUCCCACCCUGACUCUUGACUCGCGUGCGCCCCAUGACGAUGGGAGUUCUAAAGUCAAAGCCGUCAGCAUUCACUCUGGAGAGGGAACCCACAUGUUCCGUUUAUUCGGCACUAAGCCAGCUAGCAAAAAGCCGUCAUACGAGUCGCUACGGUCAGCUAAUAUGCCAAAACCUGGAAUUGGACGGUCUUCAACAGCACUAUCUAUUAGCAGUGAAAGUAAGAAGGGAGCACGCUUUGCACUUGCUCGAAAAAUGGGCAAUUCGGAAGUUGAACCAUCGGACGAUUUAUCCAAGAUGAUAACACGUGCCUCAAGUUAUAUGACUUUUGCUUACAUCAAGAUGCCCUCUGUCGUCUUAUGCCUCAGUUACAAAGACAAGGGCGAACGUAAUUUGAAGGACGUGCACGACUUUGUGUUCAGGCUUCCUACAAUCGAAUAUCGCAACAAGACAUGGUCAAAUCUAGAUUUAGCAAUGAAUCUAAAGAACCACGUUAUCAAGGCAUUGAUCUCCCACACUGGUGCUAUCAUCAGCAACAAGUUCAGUAAACACCGGCCUAAUACAGCCCAGCAGAACAAACUCCGCGAGUUAGCCACAAGCAGUGUUCUUCUUGUUACGCCAACGUUGUCCAACACUGCUGACAAUAGUGAUGAUUCGUCCAGCCUUAUUACCACCAGUCCUAUCGACUAUUCUCGCUCUCCGCCAAGGAGCCUUAGGGAUUCUCAAUCGAGCAGUUCUGCUCUUCAGCGCUCCAAUAGUAGAAGUUCUUCUGUUGCGUCGUCAAGCUCCUACAAUAGACAUGGCAUUGACUCCCGAAGUGGUGACACUCCGCCGGGCUACAACAACAAGAUGAUGGCGGGAAGUCGAGCAAUGACUGGCCUCGGGAUUGAUCUUGGGCGUCCAAAGUCGAGCAGUAGCAGUCAAUAUUUGGAGCCUGCAAGGCCAGCCACUAGCGGAAGCAACAUGAGCCACAAUCAAAGUCGACGGAAAUCCGCUGGCAGUGGAUUCCUCAGGGGCAAAAUCAAUGCCCUAGCCAACCGCAUCAAGGAUAGAGACGGGGGCGAUUCUAAAGAGCAUGAGCCCAGAGGCGAAUGA
This is a messenger RNA of Xylaria bambusicola, 8814 nucleotides long. Its product is annotated as mitochondrial protein from FMP27-domain-containing protein. Lineage: Eukaryota; Fungi; Ascomycota; Sordariomycetes; Xylariales; Xylariaceae. Bases 1 to 8814 code for a protein of 2937 amino acids. The transcript has a single exon. The record is from RefSeq and is a predicted model, not a curated record.